CAAGGCCAACAAAACCCCCAAGAUUCCUGCUUCCGAUUACAUGCAUUGCAAAUAGGGUUGGUAGGUCAUUGUACUGUAGGUAGGUAAAUUUUAUUUUUGUUGCCAUUUUGUUUGUGUACGAUCAUAUGGAGGCUAGGCGUCUGCAUGUAGUUAAAGACUUUGUACACAACCGUUGGAGUGGCAUCAGGAAACUAUUUCCUAUUUCUGUAUAAUUUGUACCCGCCGUCCGUCGAGCUCCUCUACACUUUAUGUACAUGGGCUAAAUCUGUGUCAGUCAGGUCGUGAUCUGUUUUAAAACGCCCCAAGUCGAGCAGCUCACCCGGAUUGACUCGGGAAAAGGCAGAUGGGUAUCAUUGGCAACCUUUUUGCUGUCUACUCGUCUGAGAUUCUCAUUACAUGUUACUCUAAAAGACAUCAUCAGUAAGCCCCCUCUGACAACCAGGGAAAUGGUCAGUGCUGGCAAAUUCUAGUAAGAAAACCAGAAAUUUGGAUUAGAAAAGCAGCAAGAUGGAUGGACCAGACUUUGGAAGCGACGUGCGUGAUCGUCGUCAUGAUCCUUUGGCCAUGGAUCAAACAGCCGGCCGACCUGAAAAUGGCUACGUAGAUAUAACCGUCCCGCAGAACACCGGUUGCCCAGCAAAGCUUAAGAGCUUCUGUUUCAAGAACAUGGACUGGGUGAGGCGUGUAAGCGUAGAACCAGCACUCCUUAUUGUCAUGAUAACAAUGGGGUUAACGGGUGGCGUGUCCAUCCAGUAUGUCCAGCACCGCAUCUACGAGAACUACAACAUCUCCGGAGGGUCGGGGGGUCCUUGCUCGAACCAGUCGGCCAAUCAGUCAGCAGCGGAGAAGGAUGCGGCAGAUCAAGCAGCAUCUGAGUUGAACGGCUUCAAUGUCAUAUCGGGCUUUGCCGGGGGACUGCCGGCACUGUUUGUGACACUGAUCAUCUCUGCAGCUAGCGACCGAGUCGGUCGUAAGCUGCCGCUCCUGUUGCCCGUCGCAGGCAUGCUGUUGGGGACUUGUGUCUUCUUAGUUGUCUCCAUCCUCCAUCUGCCGAUUGUCGUCAUCCUCAUCUCCAACGUGGUUCUUAGCUUCACAGGGGGAUACCCUUUGUUCUUUAGCGGCUGUUCUGGAUACGUGGCAGACACGACAGCCAAGAAAGACCGUACGUUUCUGUUUGCCUUACUGUUCACACUGGCCCUGGUUGGUUCGGGGAUAGCCGGCAUCGGCGCUGGGUAUUGGAUCAAAGGUGGUGACUUCACUGAUCCUUUCUGGUUGGCGUUUGCACUGCAACUAGCCAUUUUGUUGUACCUCAUGUUUUGGGUUCCAGAGACUGUUGACACUUCGAAGUCUGAGUCCGAGUCUGAGACCACAGAGCCAAAGUCUUCCAAACUAUCAGCGGUCUGGAAGGGCCUCUCGGGUAUUCUUGGGGUUGCUGAGGAGGGUCGUCGAGUAUGGCUCUUGUUGGCUCUCACUGUCCUGUUUCUUGUAAUGGGGGUAUUUGGUGCCAUCAACAGUAUUCUGUUUGUGCGACUUCUGAGCUUUCCGUUCUGUUGGACUUCUGUGCUGAUUGGGUAUUUCAACGCAUCCAAGCCAUUCAUCAAUGGACUAGGCCUUACACUUGGAUCCCGCUACCUGACCAAGUGUCUUCAAGACUACGCAGUCAUUCAGCUGGGUCUCCUAUCUACACUGGGCAUGCUCAUCAUCAUUUGCCUCAGUACAGAGACUUAUGGCAUGUUUCUGGUGAACGUGGUUGGAUGCCUGCAUGCACUGCCGCCUGCUAUCCUCAUGGCCAAGAUGUCCAAAAUCAUUGAGCCGUCACUGCAAGGUGCCUUGUUCUCACUGACCGGGACCACAGAGAGUCUCGCCAACCUGCUUGGGCCGUUCAUGCUGGGUCUCAUCUAUCAGGGAACCCUGAACACAUUCCCAUUGACCGUCUUCAUUGUCAUGAUAGGCUUGACCGCCCUCACUAUGCUCAUUGUUGGGGUACUGAUGUUCAUGGAGUCUCAGUCUCCGAACAAGCUGGUUUAUGAACAGCUCCAAACAGACGGCGAAACGGAGGACGAUGAGGUGGUAGGUUAAUGUCAGUGACAAGAAAGAAACGAGCAAACUUGAGCCAGGUCUGCCUAGCAUCUCAUGCCUGUAUGCUCAAGGGCAGGGAUGUAGCCGAGUCCAUCACAAGUCCCUGCAAGUCCAUCACAAGUCCUCCAGUCCCACUUUGACUCACAAGCUAUUCAAAUGAGCUUUGACAAAGGCAUUCCUUUGUUAUUGUUCAUCCACGGUUACUUGUGACUGGACUUGUGAUUAACUUCCGAUGGACUUGUGACGGUCUCCCCUAGAUCCCUGCUCAAGGAGCCACCUAUUGUCCAGAAUAACUUUCAUGGUGUGGUGGUUGUUUGUUAGUAGGUGCAAUGUUUUGCCAGUACUGAAAUGGCAAAAGCUUGGAGAAGAGGAAUUGUAUUUUACCAUAUUGCAAUGAAGUAGAUGAAUUUUUUAUAGUUGUGAAUACAUGUACAUGCACAUGUAGGUGAUAAUAUGGGAUAAAUAAUAAUAAUAUUAAUAUUUUAAUAAAUUAUAACUGUGCCCGCCGAUACAUUUUAUCAGUACUACACAGCAACCAUUUUACUUGAAUUUUAAAUGUAGAUAAUAUCUUGAUUGAAAAUGGGUUUAUCAAAUUAUUCUCUCUUUCAGUGAAUUAUCACAAAAUAUUAACAAACAGGUAAGAAAUGUAAGAUUCUGCUAUGAAACUACUUGAUGUUCGAAACUGGUUCAAGUAUAAUGGGAAAUACAAUAUUUCACAUAAAUGUAAUUUAAAUUUUAAGGUAUUUCAGACUUGAGGGGGAGUGAAAUAUUUUUAGAAAAGGACUUGUCAUGGACCUCAGCCAGAAGAACAUUCUUCACAGCCUGUGAUUCUGAUAAUUUUACUAUACCAAACAAUUGUUGGGCAUUUUGUAAAUAUAGACAUGUACAAUUGUGAAGAUACAUGUGAGAAUUAAUUUUUGCACUUCACUGCCUUAUAUUCUUCUUUUUUUUCAUUGAUGUGACAUGUAUUUUUUAAUUGAUUUA
Messenger RNA from Patiria miniata (bat star), 3063 nucleotides. RefSeq names its product proton-coupled folate transporter-like. Gene Ontology annotation, biological process: transmembrane transport. Gene Ontology annotation, molecular function: transmembrane transporter activity. The record is from RefSeq and is a predicted model, not a curated record. The transcript has 8 exons. Lineage: Eukaryota; Metazoa; Echinodermata; Asteroidea; Valvatida; Asterinidae. Bases 508 to 2079 code for a protein of 523 amino acids. Gene Ontology annotation, cellular component: plasma membrane.